AAGGUCAUCUGUUUUGUGCGUUGGGUGUGUGUAGGACUUAGCAUCUUUGCCUUGUUCUAUGGUACCGAGUGAACACAUUUCAGACCCUUCCCCUCCACCAGUUUUAUUAAAGUGUGCUAGUGGUUUCCAUAGACAGUAUGCAUUAGUAUUACAAAGGAGGAUAAUUACAUUACUUUCGUGGUUUGACCACCUGUAGGCUCUAACUAAAUUGGGUUAGACGCCUAUGGUUAUCUAUAAGUGUCAGUUAAAAAGCUCUCAAUCGCUUUACGGAAUUAUUUGACAGUCAUUACCAGUUUUAUGCAUGAUCUAUGUGGUGCGCCCUUAACAAAAAAACAACUCAGAUAUUCAUCUGCUAAGGAUUGAGUUGAAGUGUGAUAUUUUCGACAGUGGUUCUAAAGUAUAAUCAUAAUAAUAAGGUCUACACACAUUCAUCUAACGUCUUUUAAUUUUUGGUCAUGAGUAACAUUUACGUUACCGAACCAGCAACUCAUGGUAAAGUUAUUCUAAAGACAACAGUUGGGGAAAUAGAAAUUGAGUUAUGGUCUAAAGAAGCCCCUAAAGCAUGCAGAAAUUUUGUCCAACUGUGUAUGGAGGGCUACUAUGAUGACACAUCAUUUCAUCGGCUUGUUCGUGGUUUUAUCGUUCAAGGUGGAGAUCCGACAGGUACUGGAGAAGGUGGAGAAAGUAUUUACGGACAACCUUUCAAGACGGAAAUUCAUUCAAGACUAUCCUUUAACCGUCGUGGCCUUGUUGGGAUGGCGUGCCUUGAAGAAAACAUGAACGGGAGUCAGUUUUUCUUCACUCUCGGGCCGGCUACAGAACUUACAGGAAAACAUACACUGUUUGGUCGUGUGGCUGGUGAAACUCUAUUCAAUAUGCUGCGGCUCGGUGAAGGAGAUAUAGGUCGGAACGAACGGCCGUUAAGGCUUCAUCGGAUUGUUAGCACUUAUGUUAUACUGAACCCGUAUGACGAUAUUGAACCGAGGCAUCGGCCAAAGCAGAUAGUUCAAUCGGGUCCCGAAGAGGAACUUAAAGUCACUGCAAAAGCUACAAAGAAUUUCUCUCUACUAUCUUUCGGCGAAGAAGCGGAGGAAGAGGAAGAAAUUGUGAACACAGUAGUUGAGAAAUUUCGACAAAAGAGUAAAAGUGCUCAUGAUCUCCUUUCUGAUCCUCGUCUUAGCUCAAUCCCGGUGAUGAUAAGUGAUGAAGAUGCUGAGGCAGUUAAUCGUGCGAAAUCAGAAUUGGAAAAAGAAAUUCAAGAACGACAACGGCGACGUGAUGCAGCGCACCUUCAAGAAGAUGAAGCUAAAGCUAAACGAAUCGAAAUGUUGCGACAAGAAGCUGAAGAAUUACGUCGUCAAAUUGCAUUGUCAAAGCAGGCUGAAAAAAACAAACAGUUGAAAGAGAAGGAAGAAUUGGGACGUAAGGCCCGUGAAGCUCAAGAGCAAAAAGAACAGGAAGAAGCUGCCUUGGCCCGCUGGGAGGCUAAACAAAAAGGUGAACUUGGUGGUGAUUCAAAGACUACUCAACCUUUGGUAGAUGAUUUAGACACUUUUACAGCUGAUUUUGCCAGUUACAAAGCAAAAUCAAAAAAAGCUAUAAAGGGUUCUGAACGUGAAGCUGUAACUUUAUCAUUGUUGGAGCGAUUUGGUAAUCGUCUUCGUAGUGUUAUUGGUUCCGAAGAAUCAAACGAGGAGCUUGGCAAAUUUUCACCUAUGGAUGAUUGGAUGAAAAAUCGUCUAGUAUCAGAAGUUCCAACACCAGCUAGAAAAGUUCUUGAUCCUACUAUGCCACAUCCUGAUCGUUAUGAUUUGUAUGAUCCUAGAAAUCCACUUAAUGUUCGUAAGAGAGGUGGAGAUGUGGAAAGUGUGACAGAGAAAAAGUCUCGGCGUGUUUAAGGUGUUUCUGACAAUUUUGUAUUCAUUUUUCUGUACAUAAGUUGUUGUGAGUGUAUUUUAUAAACUGGAAUACAGCAAGUUUCUUCUAAUGAAUUAGACAAGUUUUUGUAAUUCUUGAUUCACUUCCCUUACAAAACAAUCAAAUUUGUAAAUAACUGAUUUUAUUAGCGCACACUGUUCAACCCAAAACUACUGAAUUUCUUGAUGACUUGGAUUUAUGCUUUGUGUUGAUGAUAAGCAUCGGGUGUAAUUGUUGGGGAAAAUUUAAAUAUUUAUUUAGAUUAUGUUAAUCAAACGAAAGUGUGUUUAUUCAACUGAUUGAAUAAUGAAACAACAGUUCGAUAUUCAUUAAAAUGAACUUAACAUUAUGGUUUUUUUGUUUCCGUCACACAGCUAGGGAAUUUAAAGAUUUUAUAAAAAGAUUUCACUGAGUUCACUUUGAAGUGAGUAGUGAUAAACUAUAGAUCCCAUGAAAUUGACUGUUUGAUUCCCAUUUGUAGUAAAUGAUAUGAUGUACCUAUAAAUAUAAUACAAUUCAUUUCAUUAAAAUUUGAGAAAAGUAGAUGUUAAUCUCUACUAUCAGCUAUAUGCUUAUGUAAAAGAUAGUAUUAAUAAAGUUAGAUGAUCUCACCUUUAAUUAAUAUUUUGAUGUUAUUACGUGUGUUAAAAUCUGUACUUCCAAUUCUUAAUUCCACUGCAGCACUCACAACCAAUAAACUUCACCUAAUUCGAAUAAAAUAAAGAUUUGAUGAGAGUAUUGGGAUUGUUUCAACAAUAGGGUAAUGAAUAUCUAGCCACAUAAUUAAUUUUAACAGAAUAAUGUAAACUCUCAUGUCUGUUAGCCUUUCACUUUAAAUACAUUACCCGAUAAUCGCAAUUUGUAAAUUAUUUUCAUUUGGUGCAGGCUGGAUAUCAGUUAGUGUAGUUACGUCG
Molecule: messenger RNA, 2831 nt
Organism: Schistosoma rodhaini
Lineage: Eukaryota; Metazoa; Platyhelminthes; Trematoda; Strigeidida; Schistosomatidae
Source: the annotation of a GenBank genome assembly